Molecule: messenger RNA, 2164 nt
Organism: Carya illinoinensis
Lineage: Eukaryota; Viridiplantae; Streptophyta; Magnoliopsida; Fagales; Juglandaceae
Product: protein LONG AFTER FAR-RED 3
Exons: 14
Coding region: 121-1863 (580 amino acids)
Molecular function (GO): hydrolase activity, acting on carbon-nitrogen (but not peptide) bonds
Source: RefSeq, a predicted model, not a curated record
AGUUCCCAUCUGAUACCUGCUGGCUGCUCUGCUCAAUAUGGUAGGCUAGCUUAGCUCCACUUGGAUGAUAGCUCAACGGAGAAAGAUCUCACACUGCGACACUCUCAAAAGUCAAUUUCCAUGAGGCUAUACGCACUCGUCUGGGCCUCAAUCGCCGUUGUCUUGGCCGUCGUAUUUAGAGCAUGGUGGAUACCGUCGCCGUCAUCUCCGGUUGCGGACUUGGUGUUGAGGAAUGCGGUGAUAUUCACGAGCGAUGAGUCUCUCCCUUUUGCUGACUCCAUGGCCGUUCGAAACGGCAGGAUUCUUCGCAUUGGCAACUAUUCCUUCGUUAAGGUCCUCCAUUAUCAGCAUCAUGUAACUAUUGGUCAAGCACAUGAAGUGGCAGGAUAUGGGACUAAACACUUGCAUCUCGGAGGAAAAGUUGUGGUUCCUGGAUUUGUAGAUUCCCAUGUGCACUUGAUUUUUGGUGGACUCCAGAUCAUGCGGGUGGACCUGCGGGGUGUAAAUCAGAAAGAUGAGUUUGUGAGAAAGGUCAAGGAAGCAGUGAUGAAUGCAAAAGAAGGUUCUUGGAUUUUGGGCGGUGGAUGGAAUAAUGAUCUAUGGGGAGGAGAGUUGCCAGUGGCAUCUUGGGUCGAUCAUAUUACAGCUUACAAUCCUGUUUGGUUGUCAAGGAUGGAUGGUCAUAUGGGCUUGGCUAAUUCAGUGGCACUAAAGUUGUCUGGAAUUAGUAACCUAUCAGAAGAUCCUGAAGGUGGAACUAUUAUGAGAACUGUAGGUGGAGAGCCUACUGGAUUGCUGAUUGAUUCUGCUAUGAAACUUCUCCUACCUUGGAUUCCCGAGGUCUCUGUAAAUGAAAGGAGGGAAGCUUUCCUUAGAGCAAGCAAUCUUGCCUUGAUGAGGGGUGUGACAACAGUUGUUGAUUUUGGGAGAUAUUUUCCUGGGGUGUCACCAGAGCUUUCUUGGGAAGAUUUUGCAGAUGUAUAUCAAUGGGCUGAUACUACUGGGAAGAUGAUGAUCAGGGUUUGCUUAUUUUUCCCAUUGGAAACAUGGACACGUCUUCUCGAUCUAAUUGGAAAAAUGGGCCGCGUCAUAAGCCAGUGGAUUUACUUGGGUGGUGUAAAGGCUUUUGCUGAUGGGUCUUUAGGUUCUAAUAGUGCACUGUUUUAUGAGCCGUAUGUUGAUGACCCUCACAAUUAUGGCCUACAAGUGACAGCAAUUGGAACUCUUUUCAACAUGACUCUAUCAUCAGAUAAAUCAGGCCUACAGGUUGCUAUUCAUGCUAUAGGUGAUAGGGCAAACGACUUGAUCCUGGAUAUGUAUGAGUUAGUCGUUUCUACAAAUGGAAUGAGGGAUCGAAGAUUUAGGAUUGAGCAUGCCCAGCAUUUGGCACCUGGGGCUACUGCUCGAUUUGGUCAACUAGGGGUUGUUGCUUCAGUACAGCCAGACCACUUAUUAGAUGAUGCCAAUUCUGCUGCAAGUAAACUUGGUAUAGACAGGGCUCAAAAGGGAUCUUAUCUGUUUCGGUCACUUUUAGCUAGCAAUGUGCAAUUGGCAUUUGGUUCUGACUGGCCUGUUGCAGAUAUUAAUCCUUUAGGUGGGGUCAGAACAGCUAUGAAGAGAAUACCUCCUGCUUGGAAUGAUGCUUGGAUUCCUUCAGAGUGCCUUACACUGAAUGAUGCAUUGAAGGCGUACACAAUUUCAGCCGCUCGUGCAUGCUUUCUUGACAAAGAGUUGGGAUCCUUAUCUCCUGGGAAACUCGCAGAUUUUGUCAUACUAUCUACUGAUUCGUGGGAUGACUUCGCAGCAGAAGGGUCUACAUCUGUUGAGGCAACGUAUGUUGCAGGGCUACAGGCGUAUCCUUAGGUUGGAAAUGAACCGAUUCAUUGCUUUCCGGUCACUUCUAGUCCACAUGAACUGCCGCACAGGUACACUCCAGUUGUCGAUUUUCAAGAUACAACAAGAAUCGCCGCCUAGUUUUUUCCCGGAGACACAUCUCAUCUUGUAUCUUCCAUUGUAAUAUUAAUGUGAACUUGCUUGACCAAAAAAAAAGAAAAGAAAAGAAGUAAACUCUAUAUGUCUAGCAAAAACACAAACCCUGGACACAAACAAUAUCAGACUUUCUUACUUCAGGUUCAAAGAUGUUGAAAGGUGAUAUUCUCAUGAA